Messenger RNA from Pimephales promelas (fathead minnow), 795 nucleotides. The record is from RefSeq and is a predicted model, not a curated record. Lineage: Eukaryota; Metazoa; Chordata; Actinopteri; Cypriniformes; Leuciscidae.
UUUUUUUUGGUCCCCUGGCCGCCAUUUCUAGUCAACAGUGUGUCCUUGAUAACAGACAGGCAGGUCGGUUAGCCUAGCUCCAAAAUUAGACCACCGACAAUCCAUCUAAGGGACGUCUCUACUGGAAACUAAGGAGUUUAACCAAAAGAGUUCAGGGAAGCACAAUUUGACGUCAAGCUAGAGACUCCAACGGGGUAAAUAAUGGCGUUUUUAAUCAAAAGUAUGGUUGGGAACCCACUGAAGGGAAUGGGACUUGGAGGAGGAGAGGCAAAAGCUGAGGAAGAGACCCCCAAGGACCCCGCAGCGGCCGCCGGCAUGACUAGAGAAGAAUAUGAGGAGUACCAGAAACAAGUAGUGGAGGAAAAAAUGGAACGAGAUGCAGAUUUCUUGCACAAGAAAGCAGAGAGGGCGACUCUGAGAGUUUGUCUAAGAGAAAAAUACCGGCUUCCUAAAAGUGAGCAGGAUGAAAACAUGCUCCAGAUGGCAGGAGAUGAUGUAGAUGUUCCCGAGGAGCUGCUGAAGAUGGUGGAUGAGGAUGCCACAGAGGAAGAGGAGAAGGACUCCAUCCUAGGGCAGAUGCAGAACUUACAGAACAUGGACAUGGAUCAGUUAAAAGAGAAAGCCAGCGCUACACUGACGGAGAUGAAGUCCAAGGCUGAGGAGAAGUGUUCUGUCAUGUAAUGAUUUAGCAAGUUCACACAUUUCUACAAUCCAGGUCUACGUUUCCCAAAAGCAUCAUAAUUCUCCACCAUGCUUUUGAGAAACACAGCCCAGGUCUCUUUUUGAAAAAAAAAA